Molecule: messenger RNA, 543 nt
Organism: Durusdinium trenchii
Lineage: Eukaryota; Dinophyceae; Suessiales; Symbiodiniaceae
Source: the annotation of a GenBank genome assembly
GCGUCCGUGAUCGCAGAGUCCGUGAGGCGUUUGGACGCCACAGAAGAGCAACGGACUUCCCGUUCUAGGAGCCGCACACGCGUUCCCGCUCGGCGUCCGACAAGGCUCACAUUGCAGGUCUCAGGCUCCUGCAAUGAGUUCGAGUCGAAGCGGACUCAUGGUACAUACAUCAUGGGCGGCCAAGCCUAUCACCGGAACUACUUUUUCCAUAAGGAUGAGCCUCCGGAGUGUUUCAUUUACUAUUACUCGGACAGACACACAUCAUCCUGGUGUGGCUGGUGGAUUGGCCCUAUUCUGGGCAGCAGAGAAGUAUGGGCCUGCAAUCCCGACGUGAACGUGGAAAAUCCUUCAUUACCACCAACUUUGGACUGGCGUGUGGGCCCUGAUCCUCAUGGUUUUGUGAGCUUUCAAAGUCCAGUGGAUGUUGGACUCAGGACAUGGCAACUACCUGGUGGCCCUCAAGCAGGUCGAAGCAUUGGAAGAGCAAGUGUUCAACCACAGCCAGGCGUUGUCCAAGGAACAGGCAAAGCGGUACCAUGCUGA